This is a messenger RNA of Phoenix dactylifera (date palm), 2272 nucleotides long. RefSeq names its product metal tolerance protein 1-like. Gene Ontology annotation, biological process: zinc ion transmembrane transport. The record is from RefSeq and is a predicted model, not a curated record. Lineage: Eukaryota; Viridiplantae; Streptophyta; Magnoliopsida; Arecales; Arecaceae. Gene Ontology annotation, cellular component: plasma membrane; vacuole. Gene Ontology annotation, molecular function: zinc ion transmembrane transporter activity.
ACUCGUUCUGCUUUCGAUCAUGCGGUGAUUGGAAACUUCUCCAACUCGCAAGAAGCGGUUGCCGAGUACACGUGGGUGCCGGAGUUGGGUUCUUCGGUCUUCCGAUUGCAAUAUUCCGAUCGCCAUCUACCCCGUUCCCAUCUCUGAUCAUCUUGAUUCGCUGGAAAAUUUUCUCCAAUCCAAGGUCAAUCCUGCCUUCUUCCUCGAUUUUGGCCGACCUCGGUGUACCUUGGUUUCAGCAGACCUCGUCGUACCUCGGUUUCAGCUGACCUCGUCGUACCUCGGUUUCAGUUGACCUCGUCGUACCUCCGGCAAAGACCGACCUAAAUCCAGAUUCUAGCAGCAACAAUGGGGAAGGCUGCCCUCACAAAUAUGGAAUCACCAAAUUCUCGGUUAUCUCAGAUCAUUGAUAUAAGAAGUGCAGAUGUGCCUGGGGGAGUUUCAGGAUUGGAUGGUAACAAGAUAUGUGGCAGCACAACUUGUGGUUUGUCUAAUUCUGGAACAAGCUCCAAAGAUGCCAAAGAGAGAUCUGCUUCAAUGCGGAAGCUACUAAUAGCUGUUUUUCUUUGUGUCAUAUUCAUGAGUGUCGAAGUGGUUGGUGGCAUUAAAGCAAACAGUCUUGCAAUCUUAACUGAUGCAGCCCAUCUCCUCUCAGAUGUUGCAGCAUUCGCCAUCUCCUUAUUCUCCCUUUGGGCUUCAGGAUGGGAGGCCACCCCGCGCCAGUCGUAUGGUUUUUUCCGAAUAGAGAUACUUGGAGCACUGGUUUCCAUCCAGCUUAUAUGGCUCUUAGCUGGGAUAUUAGUUUAUGAAGCCAUUGCAAGACUCAUCCAUAACACUGGUGAUGUGCAAGGUGUCCUGAUGUUUGCUGUCGCGGCAUUUGGUUUGGUGGUUAACAUUAUCAUGGCUGUCUUGCUGGGUCACGAUCAUGGUCAUGGUGGACAUGGCGACGGUCACCAUGGUCCUUCAAGCCAUGGUGAUCACCAUGACGACCACAGUCAUGACCAUGAACAUGAUGUGGACCAUGGUCAGAGCUAUGGCAUCAGGGUUACAACCCAUCACCAUCAUUCAGGGAAUUCCAAGCAUAAGGAAGAAUGUGAACCUCUGCUAAAGCAUGCUGAAGGUGCCCCGAGCCAAAGUUCCUGCUUGGAAGAAACAAAAAAGAGGCAAAGGAACAUCAACGUGCAUAGUGCCUAUCUGCAUGUGCUUGGAGACUCCAUUCAGAGCGGAGGGGUGAUGAUUGGAGGGGCCAUUAUAUGGUACAAGCCUGAAUGGAAGAUUAUUGAUCUGGUCUGCACACUUGUUUUCUCUGUCAUUGUGUUGAUAACCACAGUCAAGAUGCUAAGGAACAUACUUGAGGUCCUCAUGGAGAGUACCCCGAGGGAGAUUGAUGCGACCAGGCUCGAAAAGGGCUUGUGUGAGUUGGAUGGUGUUGUGGCCAUCCAUGAGCUGCAUAUAUGGGCCAUCACAGUAGGGAGGGUUCUCCUGGCAUGCCAUGUGACAAUCACUCGAGAGGCAGAUGCUGAUAUUGUGCUUGAUAAGGUGGUAGGAUAUAUCAAAAGGGAGUUCAAUAUUAGCCAUGUGACUAUUCAGAUAGAACGACAGUAAGUUUGUUUUCCGGUGAUAACUAUGAACAGGUUUUUGCAGUGGUAAGGAGAGAGGUACAUGUUUCUUGUUUGUUAUUUUCAGAUGCAACUAUUUCUUCUUUGUCACAGCAGAUUGUGCUUUCCUUUUCUUUUGAUGGAUCAAAUGGUAAUUCCAAUCUGAAUGUGAUCAGACUAUUUGAUUUGGCUGGGACUGUCAUUCAUUUCAUAUUGAUCGACUUCUAGGCUGUUUGGCGUCCAGCAUCGUUAGUCAUCUUGGUGUGGUUGUUGAUGCCUAUAUUGCUUGCUGAAAUGUUAAUAGCCAGAUUUUAACUGCAGUUGCGUUAGAUCUGCUCAGUGGGGUCAGGCAUAGCAAGCAAAUUUAGAAGUUCUGUCUGGAUUGUUUAACUAGUCUUCUACGCGCAUGGACCACAGAGUCAAAUUGAUUGAGGAUUAUAACUGUUUAUGAGUUUGGUCUACAAUUUAACUUCCAACGCAUCACAGCAGUAUCUUUGACAAUUAGAAUCAGCUGAAGCAAAGAAGUUAUGGAAGACAGGCCAUUUUUUUCCUGUAGUGUACAUGAUUUCCAUUGUUUUUGCUGCUGUUAGAUACCUAAUGAAGUGAUGUGAAAAUUUCCUACCUGCUGCAACUCUUACCAGUUUUCAUAAUGCUAGUGAACUUUUGAUGGUUUA